AUGAAAGGGCUGCUCUGCCCUUGCCCUGCCCUACCCCACUCCUGGCAGCCGGGGUCUCACUUCAUGGCUGAGGGCUCUGGGACUCAGGCCCAAGGGAAAGGGCCCUUGCUCAGCAUCCAGCUCCUGCGAGCCCAGUACGAAAGCUUGAGGCAGCAGCAGAGGGCCCAGGCCCACCUGGUGGUGCUCCCGGAAGGCGGGACCAUGCCUGCUCCUGCUCCUGCUCAGCCCAUGGUCAGUGCUGUUUGGAUUAACAAGGAGAGAAGGAGCUCACUAUCCUUGGAGGAGGCAGAUCCUGAGGCCAAGGGGAUGCUGGAGGAGGCAGGCAGAGGCUGUCUUCAGACCCCCACGUCUACGUGGCACACGCACCUAGAGAUGCAUCGCUCGGUCCAAAACUUCUACCAGGAAACCAGUCAUCAAGUACAGCACAAGGGCAGGCUUACUGGGUCUGACCAAAGCCUCUCUCAGGAAGAAGACCUAGGCUUGUUUGAAAACAAUCAGAGGACUCAGCAAGGGACGGAAACCCCAGAGGCAGCCCAGCAUCAAUGUCAUGUGGUCAGUGCCCAAGCAAAGGCAGUGGGAUCCAGCUUAAACAUGAGCAUUCAGUGUCCUCCUCCCACAAAGAACCUCCACAGAUCUGGCAAAUCAGCUUAUUAUCCAUUUCCCCAGAGGAAGACUCCCAGGAUCUCCCAAGCUGCACGGAACCUGGGCUUAUAUGGCCCAGCCUGAAGCUUUCUUCUCAGCCAGAGGGCUCAGCCUUGAGACCAUCAAUGGCCUCAUCAGAGAACCAGGGAAACAGAGCUACAACUAGAUCCUCUAGCUAGGAGCAAGAACUGCAACUGCAGGAAUUGUGGGAAGUGGGCACAUGGUCUGGUCUUUCAAAAAAGAAGAGAUUGUCCAGGCCAGAUUGCUCAUAGUUCAGGAUGAAAGGGCACUGUCCAAUCAAUGCAGCCCCAUUCUGUUUGUAUAAGAAGA
Molecule: messenger RNA, 972 nt
Organism: Trichechus manatus latirostris (Florida manatee)
Lineage: Eukaryota; Metazoa; Chordata; Mammalia; Sirenia; Trichechidae
Gene: CUNH9orf152
Product: chromosome unknown C9orf152 homolog
Exons: 2
Coding region: 1-726 (241 amino acids)
Source: RefSeq, a predicted model, not a curated record